AUGGUUUUAGAUCCUUCCAGAGCUUUUGGAACCAGAAGAGGAGGCGAGAACAUCACUGAAGUUAAAUAUCAAAAUGAAAGUACGGAGUUUUUCAAUUUUGAACUUGGCGUUUUGAGAACACUAUGCAGAGGAAGGCCUGGUCUGAUGAGACACUUGGAAAACCGUCCUCAUCAUGCAUCUGUGAAUGAUGUGACAAACGUAAUCACAGUGUCCAAUAAAACAGAGCUGAAAUAUAUGGAGAGUUUAGAGGGACUGACUGUUGGAAUUGUUCGUAUCGACUAUGCAAAUAUGUACUGGACCGUGAUAGAGCUGUACAGCGCAUAUCUGAAUACCCGGGAAAUGAACAGAACUGCUGCCGAGACCACCAUUCUCAUCCUUGACGCCCAUCCAGCUACUGCCCUAGACGGAUUGUGGGAACUGCUGUUCAAGAAGGUCGUCAGAGUGGGAUGGUUGAAGAAAACAACGCUCCUGGAGCAGUUUGUCCUUAAUCCCGAGUUGACACGGGUGCCCAUUGUGCGCAAAGCCAAAUCUAUUCCUUACAUCGACGACUUCCGUUAUGAUGUCUCUGAUCGUGUAGGAGGCUUUCUGGGCAGGAAAAGAGGUUGUGACAGGAUUAGGAUAACUGUUGUGUUGAGAAAAAACUACAUAGCCUAUCCACGAAACGUCAGGGGCCUAAUAGAGAGACAGUUUAAUAAUUCUGAUGAACUCAUUCAGGCGCUGAAAAACACAUUUCCUGGAACUCCUGUACAAGCCGUAGCGUUGGAGACUUUGACCAUCAGAGAACAAAUACAACUGAUCACGGAAACGGAUAUUUUGAUCGGUGUACACGGUGCAGGGUUAGCACUCACGUUGUUCCAGGUUCCUGGAACAGGGUUAAUUGAACUCUUCCCUCACAAGUAUAAACAACACAGAAAUAGUCACAUGGAACAGUUGGCUGUUUUGGGUGGUAAACUAUACAGUAGUUGGUAUAGUAACAACAAGUUUGCCACCUCUGUGCACGUACCCCCACGAGUCUUGACGGAUAUGGUGUUUGACAUGGGCUUGAGAAUCUAUGAAAACUCUAUUACAUAUGAUAUUUGA
Haliotis rufescens (red abalone) is the source of this 1080-nucleotide messenger RNA. RefSeq lists its product as uncharacterized. The transcript has a single exon. Gene Ontology annotation, molecular function: protein N-acetylglucosaminyltransferase activity. NCBI's taxonomy places the organism in Eukaryota, Metazoa, Mollusca, Gastropoda, Lepetellida, Haliotidae. The record is from RefSeq and is a predicted model, not a curated record. Gene Ontology annotation, cellular component: endoplasmic reticulum lumen. Bases 1 to 1080 code for a protein of 359 amino acids.